Molecule: messenger RNA, 357 nt
Organism: Psylliodes chrysocephalus
Lineage: Eukaryota; Metazoa; Arthropoda; Insecta; Coleoptera; Chrysomelidae
Source: the annotation of a GenBank genome assembly
AUGGGUUAUCAAAAAAUAUGGCGUGAGAUCUCUAAAUCUCCUGUUAUAACUGAGGAGUUUAUAAUUUUCUCCCAACAAGAAGUAAAUUGGGAUUUAAUUUGUCGUUAUCAAAAGCUCAGUGAAGAUUUUAUGAGAACUUAUUUAAAUCGAGUUAAUUGGAAUGUUGUUUCUAAAUAUCAAGUUUUGAGUGAAAAAUUUAUAGACGAAUUUAAAGAAAACUUAGAUUGGGAAUAUAUCUGCAAGUAUCAGAACUUAUCCAUAGAUUUCAUGAGGGCAAAUAAGCAUUAUUUGGAUAAUGAGAACGUUGAAUUGUAUCAGUAUAUCGAUGACGAUUUUUUAGCACAUCUUAAAAAUUAG